AAGAUAUGGCUGCAAUGCAUCCGAUUGCAGGAGCUGGCUGGAAAUAGUGCUUCGGGCGGAAUGGUGGUGCAGCUACGUUUAUAAAUUUUAAUUUUCAGUUUACAGCAGUGCCUUUAUCCCCUGGAAAUGCUACUGCCGUUGCUUCAUACUAAAUCAGCGCGUUUUUGAAAUACUACCAAGUGCAUUUCUGUCUGUGGCGCCCUUCAUGCUGGCGGUAUUCAUUUCGCAGCUUCGUCUCCGCGCUCGCGGUCUCCAAGGACAACCUGCCAGGUCUUCCAUUGAUCAAGGAGGCAAGCUACGCAGCACCGAGCCGGUUGGCUGAUUUAGCCGUCAAUCAUGACUAAUUCAGGAUUCAUCUAAUUUCAGACAAACCUCUGGAUUCAGAUAUUUGAAGCAUCCACACUGAAGACAAAAUCUCCAUUUUUUUUCAUCUCGAGCUUUAUUCUUGGGUGAUCUCUGUGCAUUGAGUUAUGUCAACAGCUGCACUAAUCACCUUGUGUAGAUCUGGUGGCUUUCAAGUGCGAAGACAAGGACUCUUGACCUUCAAGCUACUUCAAGACGAAAAGCGCCUUGUGGUUCUUUACCACACUACAGCAAGUGAUCGAAGGUCUUCUCGGUUUGAUGUAGAUGGUGGUGGCCGCCUAACACCCUGGGAUUCUUUUGGUAUCUGGGACAACCGCAUUGAUGAACCAAUUCUGCUUCCGCCUAGUAUAAAAUAUGGCAAGCCCAUUCCAAACGUCAGCCUGGGGAAAGUUGGAUGUGUCACCCAAAUAGGCCAACGCAAAGAAAAUGAGGACCGUUUUAAUAUUGGAAUGCUGACUGAUAAUGUGAUGUAUUUUGCAGUGUAUGAUGGACAUGGUGGAACAGCAGCAGCUGAUUUUUGUGACAAGCACAUGGCAAAGUAUAUUGCACAAUGCCUUUCACAGGAGGAGGAUCUAGAAGUUGUGCUGACCAAAGCAUUUAAUGAGACGGAUAAGGAAUUUGCAAGACAAGUUCAUUUAUCUAAAAAUGCCUCCUUCCUUACUUCUGGGACAACUGCCACUGUGGCUCUGUUACGUGAUAGCAUUGAGCUUGUGGUGGCAAGUGUGGGUGAUAGUCGGGCAAUUCUUUGCCGUAAAGGAAAACAUAAGCGACUAACUGAGGACCAUACUCCAGAAAGAAAGGAUGAGAGGGAAAGGAUUAAGAAAUGUGGUGGAUUUGUUUCAUGGAACAGUCUGGGCCAACCACAUGUAAAUGGGAGAUUGGCAAUGACACGGAGUAUAGGAGAUAUUGCUUUAAAACCUGUUGGAGUCAUUGCUGAGCCAGAAACCAGGCGAAUUAAGCUACAACAUGGAGAUGAUGCUUUCUUAGUUUUAACAACAGAUGGGAUUAACUUUAUCAUGAACAGCCAAGAAAUUUGUGACCACAUCAGUGAAUGCCAUGAUCCGAUAGAAGCUGCCCAGGUUAUUGUUGAACAGGCCCUGCAGUAUGGUGCAGAAGAUAACAGUACUGCAGUUGUGGUUCCAUUUGGUGCAUGGGGGAAGCACAAGAACGCUGGCAUCAGCUUUUCAUUCAGCCGAAGCUUUGUCUCCAGUGGAAGAUUUGCAUGAAGUUGCAACAAUGGAAUACUAGCAUCUAAACACUGCACAUGAUCAAGUUUUUAAAAUGUUAUUCAUUUUAAAGACCAUUUUCAAAGACUAUAAACUUGAUGUUUUCAUUUGGGGAAUGUCGGUCCAUGUUAAAUUUGUAAUAUGAAUAAAGACACCUAGCUGGAUGUAUGAUUAAAACGUUGCUGUGUUACUUGUAUAUAAAAAAAACAGUAAUUGAAUGGAAUUGUUGAGCAUUAGAGAAGAGUAAGCAGCAGUGUUGAAAUUCAUGAAUUGGUACCUUUAGAUGUCACACUAUAUGAUAUUGGUAAUCUCUUGUAACUUGAAGAUUUUAGGGUUGUGAGUCAAAAAUAGCUGGUGAUAUUCAACUGUAUAACAAUUCAAAGAAAAACAUUUAGUAAUUUAACCAAGUUUUCAAUUCUUGAACUGAAAUAGAUUUGGUUCCUGUCCAAUGUUAAAUGUUGCUAAGAAUGGGGAAUGAAUUGUUCAAUAGUGCUUGGACCUGGUUACCUCUAAAUUAAUACUGUUUGCUUGAAAGAACACUUGCAUUUUGAGCAGUUUAAGUGUCCUAAUGAAAAUAAUUUCCCAGAUUAAACUUAAGCUUUAUUGCUAAUGUUUUUAGUCAAAUAGAUUGCUUUUCAAGUACAAAAGCAUUUUUGUUUUUUCCUAAUUAAUUCCAUCCACUUGAAGUAUGGCUGUAUGAAGUAAUCUUGGAAUAAGUUGGUUUUCCCCCCUCACAUUUCCUAUUAUAAACUUAGUGAUUGAUAUUUAUAGCUUUAAACCUAAUUUGCAGUGUUAAACGGGGGGGGGGGGUGGGGGGGUGGGAAGGCAGUUUCAUAUUGCCUGCAGACUUUAUUCCUUGUAUUUGAUGGAUUUGGGGCCAUCGCAGAAAUUACUACCACGUGUGUUGGUGCCUUUCCAAAUCUCUGCCAAAAUAGUAGUGUGGAAUAUGACCAGAAUAAAUGUAAAAUAGUGCAUUUCUUGCCUUGGCUACUUUGCUAGCAUUAAUCUACUGGAUCUGUGAAAGUUACAAUAAAGGAGGAGUACAUUGGCUUGAUCAGAAAGAGAUUGACAGUUUCAGUGGUGCUCCUGUGUUAGAAACAGAAUGGUUCUUUUGAAGCAUCCUGAGUCAGAUUUGUGUUAAAAAGUGUUACGUAUAUUUAUAUCCAUAUUAUAAAUGACUUUGAGUAAGGUAAGCAAAAAUAUCUUGUUAGAUUUGUAUGCUUUUGAGCAGCAAAACAUCUGCUGGAGGAACUGGGCAGGUUGAACAGCAUCUAUGGGGAGGGGAAAGAAUUGCUGACAUGGUUGGAAACACUGCUUUUGAAUUUGAAUUGGGACCCUUCAAAACUUGAUUAAAUUCUGAAAAAGCAACCCAGUUCAGGAGGUUGGGUGAUGGGUGGGGUAAAUGAAGAACAUAAGAGGGGGAGUUGUGGGAGCAAGAGCAAUUCUUAUCUUGGCUCAAUAGUAAUCUUUUGGAGUCUGAAGGAGUUUUACUUAAUUUAGAUAAAGUUCCACUUGGUGUUUUUUUUUAAAAACACAAAACAAUUAAGAAAAUUUAUGCAAUGGAUUGGGUACCCAAACUCUUGAAGAGAAGGAGGCAUGAGUGCUUUGAAAACGAGGCAAAAGAAAAAUGAAUUGGAAAAUUUCUGAUACAAAUAAAUUGGAGAAGUAUGUUUUGAGAAUAUUUUUGACUGAUUUAGAAGCUAUUGAUAUAUUUGUUAUAAAGCAGAAGGGUAAUUACCUCAGUUACAUAUGAUCGAAACAAAACUCAUUUUGUUAGUGAAAUGUGAUUUUUUUUUAAAAAAUUUGUGGUAUACCGAGUCUCUGGUAAUACUGUUCAGUAUAAAGUUUGAUUUGUAUUCAUGCAUAUAACUUAGAAGCUGGUUUCUUAGAAUGAUGGAUGAUGGGGAUCACUCAAUGUAGAGAGAUUUACAGAUAUAGCACUGAUUGUAGAUUGGUAAACCAUGAUUAAUUUUUUUUUUUUUUUUUUUUUACCCCAUUUCUCUCAUUCCUGCCCACAAUUUAAAAAAUAACAUAACCUGAAUUGUUAAAUUAGGGCAUUUGGUUAUUUGCCUUUUUGUAACUGAGAAACCUGUAGGCCAAGUUAGUUUGCAUUUUCAAGGAAGCUAAUAUUGAUAUAGGUUAAUGGUCAGCUUAAAGCACAAGUAUUUUGGCCUGUUCAAUGAGAUUAUUCCUUUAGUAAUAAUAUACAACUAUUUAACUCUUGGGCUGCUUUGAGUUAUUUAUUAAAUAGAUUGAUCAGAGAUGAAGUGUUUUUUUUGCUUUAAUUCAUUUGGUAGAAUUCCAUAUAUCAAUUAUUUUUUUUAAAUGUAGUUUGAUAAUUUCUGAAAAACCCAAGUGUUCAACAACACACCUGUCUAAAGCUUGUACAUUUUGUUACGUCUGAAUAGUCUGUAGACGUACCAAAAUGUACAAAAUUGGAGGGCUGCAAGAAAAGCUUAUUCAUUACCUCAGUUACAUAUGAUUGAAACAAAACUCAUUUUGUUAGUGAAAUGUGAUUUAUUUUUUUUUUUAAUUUGUGGUGUACCAAGUCUCCGGUUCAGUAUAAAGUUUGAUUUGUAUUCAUGCAUAUAAGUUAGAAGCUGGUUUCUUAGAAUGGUGGAUGAUGGGGAUCACUCGAAAUGUAGAGAGAUUUACAGAUAUAUCACUGAUUGUAGAAUUGGCUUUAAUUUAAUUCAUCAGGAAUUUUUAUUCUGUUUUUCAUAUUGAUGUCCAGAAAUUUGUUACCCAGGUCUGCACAUGCAGUUGCUUCUGCUAAUUGUAUUAUAAUGUGUGCAUAAUCCAUGUAAAUACAUAUGUACAUAGUAUUAAUCAGUGGAUAUGUAUUUACCUUGGUAGUAAAUAUGUAUCAUAUUAUUUGAACUGGCUUUGUUUAUACCUACAAAUUUUUGCACUUGUAUUUGAGCCUUGUCUUUUUAUAACUUGGGCUACCAAGCAGUCUAUAGAUGGGAUUUGAUUACAUUAUAGAGACAGUACCAGAAGAUAGACAUUGCAUACAUCUGAAAAGCGGCUAAUAUGACUACCAAGUUCAGCUUGUGAUUUUUUUUUUCUCUUAAGUCUAUUUGCAAUGAAAGAAACUUUGCUUAUAUAGUCACUGGAUGGUUUGCGAUAUGUACUGUAAUGAGAACAGACUGUUUCUUACUGACUGUGCUUUGAGUGCCCAAAAUCUUGUGUUCUGCCCUCAAAGCAUUGACAUUCAUCAUCUAUGAGGUGCAAGAAAGAGACUGAAUAAUGAAACCCAAAGCUGUGAACAAACUGUAAUUAUGUUCAGUGUAUUAUAUGUUGGUGCAUUGCUGUAAAUUGGUGUGCUUGUUUGAAUUAAUAGCCAAAUGUGCUGCUCUAUCACUUGUAUAAGGGACUACAAUUAGACAAAUGUGAAUUUGUGCUAAAUUUUAUGAAAAUGGUAACUUGAGUCAUCUGUCAGGAUUGUGGUGGUAAUAAUUCUUGUUGAUCGUCUCAUGCGACACAUUUUUUAAGUUAUUGGAAUAUGGAUACAUUUUAAUUGUGUGGCUUUUAGUAUCUUGUAAUAUACCAACAAUAUUGUGAAGGUGUAUUCAAAGUACCUGUACAACACUUCCUUUAACUAUCAUCUGUAGAUAAUGUAUAGUAAUUGUUACUAGAUUGGUAAUCCAGACGAAAGACUUAUAAAUCAUCUUUGCUGGUGUGCUAACAUUUCAGUUCAUAACCUUUUAAAGUUACUGAUUAUUUUUAAAGAAAAAUGGGCUUCUUUCAGAGUGGACACCAAUUAUGCUGAUCUGGAUGUGAUUGUCACAAAAAUAUAAUUGACUUACAACUAUCUCUGAAAGUGGAUUCUUUCUGCCCUCUAGAGAGCUAUCCACUUACAACACUUUUGAUAAUAUCAGUACUAGAAAUAACUUACUGCUGUGAAUUAACAAGAAAUUUUGAUUGGAAAAGAUGGCUUUUUGAUUAAAUGUGGCUAUAUGUUCAGUUAUUUGUUGGUGAACAACUAUAUACUUGAAUGAAAUGUGAAAGCAACAGUGCACAAGCUGUUGUUUAAAAGAAAGGAUCAUCAUCUCAAGUUGAGUUUUUUUUCUUCAAUUAGAUUUUGAUAACAGGCAACCAUUGAAGUUUGUCAUAAUAAUAUUUUUGCUUGAGUUUUUUAAUAUAUCAGGCCAUAGUUUAAAUAGAAUCCCCACUUUCCCCUUCCCCCACAAUUUUGCAGUUAUAUUCAUGGUAUGGAAGAUGUUACUUGUAUGAUGUAUAUAAUGUGUUUUAAAACAAUGGACAUGUAGAUGUUUUCAGUAAUGCAUGAUGAAGCCAGCAUGUAAUGCUAUUGUACAGUAACUGAGAAACUAUGUAAACUUUCAAAAUACUAAAUAAAACUAUUUACAUUGUA
Mobula hypostoma (lesser devil ray) is the source of this 5964-nucleotide messenger RNA. RefSeq names its product protein phosphatase, Mg2+/Mn2+ dependent 1Kb (gene ppm1kb). Gene Ontology annotation, molecular function: cation binding; protein serine/threonine phosphatase activity. Lineage: Eukaryota; Metazoa; Chordata; Chondrichthyes; Myliobatiformes; Myliobatidae. The transcript is spliced from 7 exons. The record is from RefSeq and is a predicted model, not a curated record. The coding region runs from base 471 to 1589 and encodes 372 amino acids. Gene Ontology annotation, biological process: peptidyl-threonine dephosphorylation. Gene Ontology annotation, cellular component: mitochondrion; cytosol; nucleus.